CAACCAGGGAGAAAAAUUACAUACAGAAAAACAUUGAAAUAACAGAAUACACAUUAUAUUAUACCCUCUUCGACCCAAUUUAUAAAACAUUGAAAUAACAGAAUACACAUUAUAUUAUAUUCUUUUCGUUUCAAUUAAUGUGAGUUGAUUUAAUUUGGUACGAACACUAAUAGUAUCGACAAUCAAUCAAUCCUAAUUAAUGCUACUUAUGGACGGAGAGAAGAAGAGGAAGAGAACAGACAAAGGCGACGUUAACGGCGGAGGAGAUCGGAGUAAGCAUGAGGUAGAAACUACUUUGAAGGCGGAGGAGGAGGCAGUAGUGUUGCCGCCGCCUUCAGAGGAGGAGGUUGACGAGUUCUUCGCGAUCUUAAGGAGGAUGCACGUGGCGGUGAAAUAUCUCCAGAGAAAUGCUCAAAUUCGUCCGGAAAACGUUAACGCUCCCGGCAACAAGUUAGACAUACCGCCAGCCGGUGUUAACGGAGUUGCAGCUGGACAGAAGAAAGCACAGGGAAUCGUGCGAAAAGUUGGUUUGGACCUCAACACUCUGCCAGACGGUGGAGACUAACGCCGUUUAAUCAUAGGUUAAUUACAGAAAUGCACCCUGAAUUAUCGUAGAUGCUUAAGGGUGAUCUGUUGUACAGAGUAAUUAAAGCCUUUCGUAGCUCACUGUUUUUCUCAGUUUUGGAAUUGGUAACACAUAUUUCUCCGCUAAACGCUCUUUGUAAUUUACUGGAAUAAAUUUAAUUUAUUUUAUCAUUAGAUGCUUGCAGCGCAUAAUCUUUUCAUACCAUUUUUUCUUUGGAAUAUUAUGUCUCUUCGUGAAUAUGUACUUCUUCUAUCUUAAUUCAUGUGUACUUUUGGAUUUUGUGA
Messenger RNA from Solanum dulcamara, 870 nucleotides. Its product is annotated as protein NIM1-INTERACTING 2-like. Lineage: Eukaryota; Viridiplantae; Streptophyta; Magnoliopsida; Solanales; Solanaceae. The record is from RefSeq and is a predicted model, not a curated record. Gene Ontology annotation, biological process: regulation of systemic acquired resistance. The coding region runs from base 200 to 565 and encodes 121 amino acids. The transcript has a single exon.